AUGGCAGCUAAGUUCGUCGUUCUCGCUUUCUUGGUGGCGGCUGCUCAAGGCAGCGCUAUCCACGGUGCUGACUACACCAGCUUCUCCUAUGGAGUAGCGGAUCCCCACACUGGCGAUGUAAAGAGCCAGCACGAGACCCGUGUUGGAGAUAAUGUGGUCGGCCAAUACUCCUUGUUGGAAUCUGAUGGUAGCCGUCGUACUGUGGACUAUGCCGCUGAUGCGCACUCUGGCUUCAACGCUAUCGUACGCAAGGACCCCGCUCUCAUCGGACACGUUGCUCCUGCCUUAGUAGCUGCUCCCAUCGCCCACGCCGCUCCCUUGGCCCAUGCAGCUCCCCUUGCGUACGCUGCCCAUGUUGCUCCAAUUGCCCACGCUGCCCCCGCCGUCAUUGCUGGACCAUCCGUAUCUUACUCUGCGUCUUCCAGCUCAGUAGCCCACGGAGGUUAUGGUGCCCCCUUGGCUCAUGGUGUCUAUGCCUCUUCUCUAGCUCAUGGAGCCCUUGCCUCUCCCCUCGCAUACGCUGCCGCCCCUCUGGCCCACCACGCUGGUCUCGCCGGUCUCUCGCAUGGCGCCUUAUACGGCCAUGGUCUCGGACACUAC
Brenthis ino (lesser marbled fritillary) is the source of this 600-nucleotide messenger RNA. The record is from the annotation of a GenBank genome assembly. NCBI's taxonomy places the organism in Eukaryota, Metazoa, Arthropoda, Insecta, Lepidoptera, Nymphalidae.